AUGAGCAACUUCCAUCGUCAAAAUUGGAACCUCAGUGUCGCUUUUCUCUGCUUUUGGCUAUUGGUCGGGACACUCAUCGACGCGGUGAAUGCUAUCAUCUGGUCGGACAAUCGCGAGAUCAGACUCUAUGUUUAUUGUGACAUCGUCUCUCAUGUUCGGAUGAUAGUAUUCGUCGUCAGACCGAUGGCCACACUCCUCAUUCUACGCCGGCUUUACAUGAUAGCCAGUCUACAGUCAGUAGAGCUGCCGACUCGUGCCAUGUAUGUUCGAAACCUCAUCGUAGAAUGGACGCUGGGUCUACUCCUCCCACUUAUCGUGGCCGGACCUAUAUACUACAUCAAUCAACUCGCCCGGUUCCAAGUCCUGGAAGGAUUCGGUUGCGCUGACUCUUUCGGUGACACUAUAGUCUCGAUCCUAACCCUUCAAACCUGGGGUAUCAUUCCACCUCUGCUAUCUGUCGCAUUCUAUUACCCAAGGGUGCUGCGAACGUUUUGGCGACGACGCAAAGACGGCGCCCGAUUUCAUCGGAGUGUCGGGUCGGUCUCCCGAGAGCACUAUCUUCGUGUCCUUGCUCUGGCGAGUAUCGACCUUCUCAUCACAUUACCCAUGGGUAUCACGAACCUGGUGAUAUCUAUCACUCUAGGUAUAGAAGGAGGUGGCACCAUUCCGUGGUAUUAUGGAUGGGCUGAGACGCACAGCGGAACGGGAGAGCCGGCCAGCAUACCAUAUGCAGACCUAAAGGCAGUCGGACCCUCACAACUUGCUUCAACAUACUUCGAACAAUGGUCGAGUCCCAUCCUCGCAUUCGCUGUGUUCGGCCUUUUCGGUCUUACAUCACAAACUCGCGCGUCGUACCGAGACAUCAUCUACACCGUCGGCGGCUGGUUCGGCUGGAAGUCUACGCCGCGAGAGGGACAUCGUGAGUCGCAGAUGUCCGCCAUGGAGUUCCGAGGACAACCGGAAGUGUCCCAUAGCGUGCAGCGCGAUGUAGACAUAGGCACAAGGACAAGCCUCAUCAGCUGCAACGGAACCUCCAUGACUUAUAGUGGAGCGGAGGAGAAGGGGAGAGCAGGUGAAAGUGGCAUCUGCGAUGCAGAGAAGUACAUGAAGCACGAGAGCUUAGAGCGGCAGGACAAGCCGGGAAGUUCCCCUGCCGAUAUGUCUGAUGCGAGCGCCGACGAAGGAUGCGGAAGUCCACCAAACCUCGCAAAAGGCAAACAUGAUCCCACACGCACUUGA
Messenger RNA from Peniophora sp. CBMAI 1063, 1239 nucleotides. NCBI's taxonomy places the organism in Eukaryota, Fungi, Basidiomycota, Agaricomycetes, Russulales, Peniophoraceae. The record is from the annotation of a GenBank genome assembly.